This is a messenger RNA of Trichoplusia ni (cabbage looper), 7246 nucleotides long. Its product is annotated as transcription factor GAGA-like. The coding region runs from base 533 to 2752 and encodes 739 amino acids. Gene Ontology annotation, biological process: regulation of transcription by RNA polymerase II. The transcript has 12 exons. Lineage: Eukaryota; Metazoa; Arthropoda; Insecta; Lepidoptera; Noctuidae. Gene Ontology annotation, molecular function: protein binding; DNA binding. Gene Ontology annotation, cellular component: nucleus. The record is from RefSeq and is a predicted model, not a curated record.
GCUUACUUAGAGCGUUCCUACCUACUUUAAAGUACAAUAACCGUCGUGUAUUAUAGGAACUUAGUAGUGAGUAGGUAUACUUAAUCAAAAUGUAGGUAUUUCUCCAUCUGUUCACAUACAUUUCUCAUUUAAUUAUUGUUUCGGCGUACUAACAUUCUAUAAUGACAAAUACAUUACUCAUUCCAAUAUAUAGACGGAAGGAUGGACGCAAUGGAAUUUAAUAAAAACAAAACUAUCCGAAUCCCUCAGCCUCUAUUCUCCCAUUUGCGCAUGUAGUAGUACUAAUGUCUGUGUGUAUGCCGAUGUGAAAGAGAUUGAAGUACUCACGCACACAUUCAAAGAACCACUAACAAUGUACUACAUAACUACCUAUCUAAUUUAUUUUAAGGAAGGGGCCCAAAGUGGGUAGAUAACUUAAAAAAACUUAAAAUAAGAAUUAAAAAUAUUGUUUUGUGUAACUCCGAUCCGAUACAAAGUUAAAAGUCAACCAGUUACAUUUAUGUUUCAAUGUUUAUGUCAAUAAAACACCACGAUGCAGGGGCUGGUGAGCGAUAAGACGUUCCACUUGAAGUGGAACAACCACCUGCAGAACCUGAGCCAGCUGUUCACGACCAUCUACUCGUCGUCGGCGCUCGCGGACGUGACGCUCUCCUGCCGCGACGGGACCCUCAAGGCGCACAAGCUCGUGCUCUCAGCAUGCAGUCCAUAUUUCGAACAGAUAUUCAAGGACAACCCAUGUCAGCAUCCAGUGGUUAUCCUGAAGGGGAUUCCCUUCUCGGAGAUCAAUCUCCUUGUGGAGUUCAUGUACAAGGGGUCAGUGGAUGUGCAGGAGCUGGACCUCCAGUCCCUGAUGCACACAGCAUCGGAGCUGGAGAUCCGAGGGCUGGCAUAUGAGGCCAGGGACAAUGCAGCACAGUUGUUAAAUGUGAACUUGGAGUACCCCUCAUACCCCGCAACAUCAGCAACUACACAGCCACAGCAAUAUUCACAAGCGAGGACUGAUGUGGAGAGGCUCAAACAGAUACACAUGUACCAGCAAUCCAUGAUGCGUGCGGAGGAGAUACGCAGGCGGCGGCGGGAGGAUCCUCCCGGGACCCACACAGCUGUGAACAAUAUCCUGGCGGCUGCGGCCAGGGAGAUGGAGGAAGCCAUGCACGCGUCCAGGGGUGGGGAGAGGGGGGAGAGAGUCGUGGCCAGUAUACAGACGGAGCACGAUCAGGUAGCAGCAACAUCGACGACGGAUGUCAAACGCGAUUUGGAGGAGGAACGCCCAAAGAAGCGUACUUCCAUCCUGUCCCCUGAUGAUGACCGGCUGCGGGCCAAGAAGAAGCCCAUGACUGUACGCUUCCAAGACGACACUUCCAAUAAGACUGACGAGCGCCAGAAGCUCACUUCACCGGGUGUCCCCACCAACGACACAAAGCCACACGACGAAGCGAAGCCGGGCAGCAUCAAGGUGGUACAACUGGCUGUACUUCAGAAACCCGCCAAUAACGACCAGGACGAUUCAGACGGUGAGCUCUCAUUAGAUAAAGGCAACAUCAAGCAUUUGGAGGAUGACGAGGAGACAGAUUCCAGCGGCUCGGUAUCGGACUCGGCAGCCAACGACGCUCAGGAGGGACGCCCGCAUGUGUGCGAUGUCUGUGAUCUUAGGUUCCAGCGCUCGUCUCACCUGACGCGACACAAGCUGACGCACACGGGCGAGCGGCCCUUCACGUGCGGCGGCUGCGGACGGAGCUUCGCGCGCUCCGACAAGCUGCGUGUACACACCAAGAUCUGCGAGAAGGAGGACCCAACUGUGGACAUGGCUAACGACACAUCGAGCAGCAAGCGCGAGAACAACUCGGAGGUGAUGUCGGGCAUGGUCCGCACGACGCACCGCGAGUCGGGGCACCUGGUGUUCACGGCCAGCGGUGACGUCAUGCUGCCGCCGCGCGCCACGCCCGUGGUGCUGAACGCCACGCUGGAGCCCGUGCGCAACGAGCUCAACGCGGACAGCCUGCUGGACCCGCCGCGCAGGGGCCGCGGCCGCCCGCGCAAGACGCCGCUGCCGCUCACGCCCAAGAUCAAGAAGAAGCGCGGCCGCCCGCCCAAGACCUCGCUCGACAUGGAGGGUUGUGUCCUGACCGGCGGCACUGUGAUGGGCCCGAGCCCGCAGAUGUCUCACCUGACGCCGUCCGGCCAGCAGCUGCUGCUCAAGAGGAAGCGAGGCCGCCCCCCCAAGAACUACUUCAUCAACCGACAAGGUUUGGAUCUUGAUAUGUCAAUACCGAUGCAGUACGGGAUCGCGGUCAACAAACUUUACGGACGCCCCAACGAAAACUACAACGCGACAAACCUACCGUUCGGCGACUUCUCAUACCUUACCGAAAUGAUCUACAACCCGCUCGCGUACGGCUCGUACGGCGUGACCAGCGUGGACCCCGACCGCAACGUGGACACCGACCAGAGCAUGAACACCGAGACCUCGCACGACAGAACCAUCGACGUGUCGGACUCGUCCUCCGACGACGACGACUCGCGCGUCGAGCCCGACGACAACGUGCCGCCCGUGGCCAUGGAGACCCAGAUCAUGACGGUGGGCGACUGCCAGAUCGUGAAGCUGCCGCCCGCCGACGACAAGGACGACAAGUACGAGGCGGCCGAGCCCGCGCCCGAGCCCGCCGUGUCCUCGUCCACGCCCUCCUCCGUCACCAUCACGCCCAUCACCACCGUGGGCGACUGCACCAUCCGCCCCGUCGACAACACAUAAGGGCUGCUGCCCGUCUUGCUCUACCCCGUAUACUUCCCACAGUAGAGGCCGCCGGUAACCAACGGUAAAACCACCGCUGUUCCCGAGACCGCGCUAUCGGCAGCUCGCACAGCUUCAGGUCUCGUCUCAACAGUAAUGGUUUUAAACGUUGGACUGCGGCUCGCGACACGAGCCCACGCUGGCUGGUGUCGCGCGGAAUGUGAAUACGACUAGUUUGGGUUCAUUUGCGAGCUCUAAGUUGAGAAUCAAUGCAAGUUAAGUUAUGUUGCGUUUGGAGGAUCAUGUGCGGUGUAUAUUAUGUUUAUGUGACAGAAUUGUUGAAAUGUGCGUUAUUUUUAUUUGUAUUUUUUCCGUGGAUUUUUAGUUGCUAGAACAACAUGUUAACAAGAUCAGUUUUAAAAUCAAUUGUGCAAAAUAUGUUUCUUUAGUAGCUAAAAAUGCAUGUUGCGUCUGCAUUUAAAAUUCAAAAUUGCAGCUUAUUAAGGUGUAGCUGGAAAGAUUUUCAAAACAAUAUGGGGUAGGCAUUAAUUAUAUUAUUGUGGCAGCAUUCACAUGGAAUUACAUGGUCAGGGCUGGUGUAUGGCGGCAGACCGAAGUGGACACGUGACAUUACUGGGGAAUACAUUUCAAACAGUACUGUUACUAAGAUCUACUCAUCAGUAGCUCUUGAAUAUUUAUUAUACAAUUAUAUUAGUGAGACUAUUAGUGCUUCCGACAUGUCUAUCCGUUUUCUGGGACUAGAUUGAGAUGGACGCGUACAGUUUUCUGUACACAGGUUUCGUACUAGGUGUUACAUAAGUAAUCAACUCAAGCCGUAGGAAAUAGUGCUAAGAUUUAUUUCCCUACGGAAUAAGUGCUUCAAAUGCCCGCCAUAUUGUAUGACCAUGUAAACUCGAACUUUCUCAAGUUACACAUCAAUGUCUUCCCGUUCUCGUGAUGCUACCACAAUGAUCAUCAUGUAUUUACUAAUUAAAAUUCAAGUGACUGUCAAAAAUGCAUUUAGAAUUGGUGGUGAUGAAAUAUUUAUUUUAUUGGUGAACUAAUGUACCAUAAUGCCAUAAGCUUUACAUAAUUUUAAUCGUGAUACUCAAUUAGAGGACUUGUAUACUUAUCAGAACAAAUAUUAAUUGUCACAAUAUUGUGUUUGCGUACCGCGCGAGGCGACAUCACACGACGCACCAAAUGUGUUUAGCUAUGAUUAUGAAUACGUUGACAGGACUUUUAGGCAAGGAAAGAGGAAAUAGAUAAUCAUAAUCAACUUUUACAAGCUAAACAGUUGACAAUAGACUGGGAAACAAUGGCUUCCGAAUGUAUGCUUUACCUCAUUUACGUAAUCAUUUUUUACAAUAACAGUAUGAAGUAUAAUUAAUAAAGGCAAUAAAUAUACUUCAAUGUUAAUUGAUUACUAGAGAGCCCCGCGCGGUACAACAAACAAGUUUUACGUAUAGAUGUGUAUUUUGCGAAUAUCUACAUAGAGGCAGCAUAUUUACUGAGUAAUAAUGUAACAGUGACACUAUUUAGGUACGCGAUGUUUAUGAUAAUGUGCACUUAACGUUGCCUUCACUGUUUUAAUCGUUUAAGGGUGUUACACACCACCGCUGGGGCUGCAUACUCGUGGCACACAUAUAACCACCACUUAAUGAACUCUAGCGGUGGUCUGUAAAGUAUUUUCUUGACACUCCUCAAAAGUAUUUCUAAUUAUUUUUACACGCGAAAUCUCUCGAUCGAUCUGAUUUUGUUUUAUUAUAACGAGAGACUGACUUCCAUUACGUGAGGAGGAAAUAUUUUUGAGCAGUGCCCGUGUGUUCGUAGCGUCUGAUUGGCUGUCUAUUUUACGUUUAUUUUCUAUUAUAAUUUUUUAGUUAGUCGUUGUGUAGCAGGGCACACGCUGUUUCGCCUUUUCCAUAUUCUUAACUGUAUCAAUCUCUGUGAAUAUUAGAAUGUAGAACGUAGUGUCUUAGAUGAAUAUAAAACUUAAUAUUCUAAAUAUUAACUCGACAACACCACACUAAGAAGUGAUACGACUAAGCUACAUAUUUUUAGCAGAACAUAUUGUAUUGACAUAUUAACAAUAUAUUUGUUUACUAGUUUUGCCUGUAAAAGCAAUGUUAUCGUACCGUAGUUUAGUAUGUCGCGAUCCCGGCAGCCUAGCGGCGGCGCGGCCUGUCAGACAGCCGACCGCCACAUAUUUUUCGAUCAAACACCUUUUAGUUCCUCGUUCGGUUCGAUAGAGACUAUAUAGAAGUCUACAUACAUACAUAUAACGUCGAUGUAAUGAAAGUAUUAAACUCACUACUAUGAAAAUCAUAAUCAUUAUUUUCUUUUUAAUCUGUACAGUAGUAGAUAUAGUUCCUAACUUGUAAUCGAUACAAACUAUAACCCUUAAAUUAAUGAAGUAGAUGAAAAGUAAUAUUUCUUUAAUCGUUUAGAAUUAAGUUUAUAUUAUGAUCAAAUUUUGAGUAUAUCUUUUUUAGUAUUCACUAUUAGUGAUAGUCGUCGAAUUGUUUAAGUAUCAAUUGCGAUAUAUUUUUACGUAUUUAAUGGAAGACUGCUCGGAUUCGUUUUCUGUUAACGUGUAUCGUUUGCGGCUCGGUCUCGUUGGUGCGGCGAGCAGACGCGACUCCCAACACGACUUGCGUGAUCCCAGUCGUGCGUACUUACAUCAGACCGCAGUGGUCUGUCCAUCGCAGCACCCGCUCCCGCUCCAACGAGCCGAGUCCAAUUAAUUAUAAUUUUAAACAUUUUGACAUAAAUGAAGCCCCGAAGAGGCAUGUAACCAUGAGUCUCAGACGGCAAGCUAAGCUUAUUGAGAAUUAUUUUAAUAUAGGAAUCUGUAUUUUUAUAACGAAACUAAGAUAAGUUGAUACAGUAAUCAGUUACUCCUGUAUGUCACACGUAAUAGUAGUAAGCUGUGUUUAAGUUGUGUUUACAAGCGCCUAUUGGCUCCGUUGUCGUUAAGUUUAUUGGUUCCCUUCGAGGCGGUUGGACGGUCACUAUCUACAUAUAUCUGCAUUUGGUACUGUUAGGAUAGAGAGCAAUAAUUAGAAGAUUGGAAUGUGUGAAGUAUGAUUAGGCCUGAAGAAUAUUAUUAUCUAAAGAUUUGGCUUCAAUUUAUACACUAUUUGUAAGUGUUCUAUUAACUUAAAUGAAAUUGCUAAGAAAUUUACUGUAUAGGCAUAAUGCUGAGAUUUAGGACAGAGAUCAAAUUGUCUACUUUCGACGGAAUUGUCAAUUUAAUCAGACAUUUGAAAUUGUUACUUCACUUUGUAGGAAUGCGCUAAUGUCGUUUGGAGUUCAGAUUAUGUAAAAGGAGGUUAAAUUAACCUAUAUAUGUAGAUACUGAUUGGAGGUUUUAUUUGGACAAUAUGGUGGUUAUAUCGGACGUUAGAAUCGUGAGCAUUGAUUGCAUUUAUAUUUAUUUUUAUAUUGGUGCGAUGUGUUGCAAAAUUAUUGAAAUGAUUUACAUGUGAACGUUUAUUUAAAGAGAAUCGAUUUAUUUGUAUACGCUGUCUAAAACUUAGUUAUUGUACACAAAAAUGCAAAGUUUUUUUAGUAUCACUUUUGUCUCUAUUGACGAUAAUCGUGUAUGCUAUUAUUUAAUCUUAAGGCAGCACGAGAUUAAUGUUUAUGUUGAAUUUUUGAACUUUACUAUAAUUUACUUUGGCCUAAUCAGUUUUUUUAUGUGUAAUCAGUAUUAUACAUAGCACGUUAGUGAUGUAUUCUUGUCAGUUAUUGCAUUUCAUCAAAUCACGCCUUACGCAUUUUAGCAUCUAAGGUAAAGUGCUACCACCAAAACUUUCGAUGUGUUCACUAUUAAAAUAUAUGCUAUUUAUAAGCAGCUAUUUGGCAAUUUGAAGUCAAAAUAUUGUAUUUAACUAUUCACAGCUAAAGGCAUUUGUAUUCACGAACAUUUUAUCUUAUUAGCCAAAACACAUUUUAGAUGGAACUUAGCUUUCACUAGAUGAUUUGUCACAUUAUAACUAAGUUGUGUAUAAAAUCUGCUUUUUAUAUUUUCAGUUGUUACAUUUUGCUCCAAUUUUAUAACCUCAACUGUUACAAGACUUCAAAUGUCUCCAAUGUCACUGAUAGUGCUAUGUAUACUACCACCUCAGUAACGUAAUAUUAAACACCCUGUAUCCAUUUAUUUCGUCGUAGAAUUAUAUAACAUUUUACGACCGGAUAGUUUUUAGAUCUAGUUUAUUAUGUUUAGUUGUAAUCGACGUUUUAUAUUCCUGUAUUUUGUGAAAUGUGCAUCAUUUUACGUUGUGAUCAUUUGAGUGCAAAAUUAUUAUAUAUUAACCAGUUUACUUUGACGGUUCGUCAGUUAGGGCAGCAGAUUUAGACAAAGCGUUUAUGUUUGCAUAGUCCGAGAGCAGUAUUUUUUAGAUGUAAUCUUUAUUAUUAAAAACUUUUUUAUUUUAACAUUAUGAUUACGAAAUUCGAUCGUUAGUUAAUUUCUAACAUGAAAUAUUUAAUAAAGAAAUCACAAAAUUA